ACGACUACAGCCCCCAGGCGGCCGCGCGCGGCCGCGCCUCCCCGCCCCGCCACGGUACCGCGGCGCAGCGCUGGAACGGCCGCAGUCGAGCCGCAGAGGUGACCUCGAGCAGCAGGCGCAGUCUCCGCUCCCGCAGACAUGGCUGAGCCUGUCAGAGUGCUGGUGACUGGAGCUGCUGGGCAGAUUGCUUACUCCCUCCUCUACAGCAUUGCCAAGGGCGAUGUCUUCGGCAAAGACCAGCCUCUUAUCCUUGUGCUGCUGGACAUCACUCCCAUGAUGACGGUACUGGAAGGUGUGGUGAUGGAGCUGCAGGACUGUGCUCUGCCGCUGCUCAGAGAGGUCAUUCCAACUGACAAGGAGGAAGUUGCAUUCAAAGAUCUUGACAUAGCAAUUCUGGUUGGCUCCAUGCCAAGGAGAGAGGGCAUGGAGAGGAAGGAUUUGCUCAAAGCAAAUGUGAAAAUUUUCAAGUCUCAGGGUGCAGCCUUGGACAAGUAUGCCAAAAAGACUGUCAAGGUUGUGGUUGUUGGGAAUCCAGCCAAUACCAACUGCCUGAUUGCAUCAAAGUCAGCCCCAUCCAUACCAAAGGAAAACUUCAGCUGCUUAACUCGUUUGGAUCACAACAGAGCCAAGUCUCAGAUUGCUCUGAAACUUGGUGUGACUGCUAAUGAUGUGAAGAAUGUCAUCAUCUGGGGCAACCACUCUUCCACUCAAUAUCCUGAUGUUAACCAUGCAAAGGUAAAUGUGAAAGGAAAAGAAGUUGGAGUCUAUGAAGCUAUAAAAGAUGACAGCUGGCUGAAGGGAGACUUUAUCCUGACUGUUCAGCAACGUGGAGCAGCUGUUAUUAAGGCCAGGAAGCUGUCCAGUGCUAUGUCAGCUGCCAAAGCUAUCUGUGAUCAUGUGAGGGACAUCUGGUUUGGCACUCCAGCGGGGGAGUUUGUUUCGAUGGGAGUCAUUUCUGAUGGCAAUUCUUACGGUGUUCCUGAAGACUUGCUAUAUUCAUUCCCUGUUGUGAUCAAGGACAAGACCUGGAAGUUUGUUGAGGGUCUUCCUAUUAAUGAUUUUUCCCGUGAGAAGAUGGAUCUUACUGCUAAGGAAUUAGCUGAAGAGAAGGAGACUGCUGUGGAAUUCCUCUCCAGUGCAUGACUAGGUCAGGAGGAAAUACAAAAUCAUUUAAGAGUGGAAGAAUCGAAAAGCCGUCUGUAGGUCUGCUACCAAACACCACUACUGUAUCCAAGUCAGAUGUCUGUGGCCAUUGUGCAUUUUAAAGUUCAUAUGCUUACUGGUACUGUCGUGCCUCUUGAGUUAUUAGCAAAAUAUUAUUAAAGAAGUAAAACUA
Messenger RNA from Prinia subflava (tawny-flanked prinia), 1336 nucleotides. It is a transcript of the gene MDH1, whose product is annotated as malate dehydrogenase 1. The transcript has 9 exons. The coding region runs from base 139 to 1143 and encodes 334 amino acids. Lineage: Eukaryota; Metazoa; Chordata; Aves; Passeriformes; Cisticolidae. Gene Ontology annotation, cellular component: mitochondrion; cytosol. Gene Ontology annotation, molecular function: L-malate dehydrogenase (NAD+) activity. The record is from RefSeq and is a predicted model, not a curated record. Gene Ontology annotation, biological process: tricarboxylic acid cycle; oxaloacetate metabolic process; malate metabolic process.